GAUUUCUCCAAAAUUAAAACUAAAGGUUAGUAUAUAAGCUUGAGUAAUUGCAUUUUAUACCUUACRCUUAUACAACAACUUCAUCUUUGGCUAAUAAUAAAGUUUGCCUUGAUAAUUCCAAGCGUUGUUAAAUGGGAUACCUGUGGUAAUACCGCGGCCUUCAAGUCUAGUGGGAGUGGGGACGAGAACAGUUUAUUCUCAAAAAUCAUUCCACAGAACUGAAAAUUGAUGAAAAUUAUGAGUUUUCGCAAAAAAAUAAAAGUUCAAGGAGACGAUCCUUAUGAUAUCGGUGAAGAGAGUGACUCAGACGAUGAGAUGGGUUACAAAAGUUCAGACGACGAACUGGAAAUCUCGAAUCGUUUAAUGGAGGAAGUAGAAGAAUGUAUAGGUACAGACAGUGAAGAUGAUUUCGAGAAGGAAAUGCAGAGAGAUCUCGACGAAUCUUUACACCUAAAGGCCAAUCAAGAAUCAGUUAAGUCAACUACUUCAACAUCAGCGUUAGCAAAAACUGGCUCAAAUGAUAAGCAAUCAAAUGAUGAUGCCACUGCAUCAAAGAAAGUUGAACUGUAUGAUGAGGAUUACUUCAGCUCCGGUUCAGAAGAUAAUGAUACGGUUGGGGGCAUGCCUUCGAAGUCUAAACAACGGCGGGAAGUUUUGACAAAUGAUGAGUUAUUCUAUGAUCCUGAUAUGGAUGAUGAAGAUGAGAAAUGGGUGACCAAACAGAGACAACAACAUAUGAAUAAAGCAAAGGACAACACAGCUAGCGCAACAAGCAAGCCCAAAUCUAAGGUCCAGAAAGUUCCAACAAGYGAUGCUAUUUUAUCUUGUCCUGCAUGUAUGAGUACUCUGAGUAUUGACUGUCAAAGGCAUGAAAUCUACAACAACCAAUACAGAGCCAUGUUUGUCAUGAACUGCGAAGUAGUAAGAGAUGAAGUACUGAAAUACCAAGAUCAAAGACACAAAAAUAUUGGGAAAAGAARGGGAAAACAGAAGGGGAAACUAGUCCCAGAAAAUAUGGAAGGACAAAGCACAUCAGAAAACAUGAACUGUGAAACAUUUAAUCCAGUCAAAUGCAGUGAAUGUGGAACAGAAGUAGCUGUCUUUGAUAAAGAURAAGUCUAUCAUUUCUUUAAUGUCCUGACGAGCCAUGCAUAGAAAUGUAUAAUAUUAUUUACACCCAUGUAUAUAUUGUUUGGUAUCAUUUAUAUAAACAGUUAAGUUUGUGA
This is a messenger RNA of Actinia tenebrosa (Australian red waratah sea anemone), 1226 nucleotides long. Its product is annotated as E2F-associated phosphoprotein. Gene Ontology annotation, cellular component: nucleus. The record is from RefSeq and is a predicted model, not a curated record. NCBI's taxonomy places the organism in Eukaryota, Metazoa, Cnidaria, Anthozoa, Actiniaria, Actiniidae.